AUGUCCCCGUCCUCUGAUCAAACCUUGAUUAAAGUGAAAGAGGAAGCAGAAGUCCCAAAUACGUGGGAUGAUGAGCCGUGUAAGGAGGAGGACGUUCCUCCGGAGAUCGGCACAGAUGGACAAUACAGGAAGUACGGCACCAAACGACGACCUUUCAUGUGUCUUGAUGUCGAAGUAGAAAAUGAUGAGGUCACAUGUGAUCCUUCAGACGAAGACCUCAUCAACCCAAACCUUCAUCCAACAUCUGACAGUGCUGAUAAACUCUUGUCAUCUCUGCCUGAAGAACAUGUUAUAGAGGGAGCAACGUUUGCAGAACCCCAGAGAACUUACAAAGCCAAGAAGCCAUUUUCAUGCUUCGAAUGCGGGAAAUGUUUCACACGGAAGUCAUCUCUCAUCACACAUGAAAGGCUUCACACAGGGGAGAAGCCAUACUCAUGUUCUGAAUGUAGAAAGUGUUUCACCACCAGGUCGCACCUUAUUAACCAUGAAGUAACCCACACGACUGAGAAGCCAUUCUCCUGUUCCGAGUGUGGGAGGUGUUUUUCCCGCAAGGGGAUCCUCAUGUCCCACAAGAGGUCGCAUACAGGGGAAAAGCCAUAUUCAUGUCUGGAGUGUGGCAGAUAUUUUUCUUCUAAAGACCAGCUUAUCAGACACCAGACUCGUCAUACGGGCCAACGGCCUUUCACAUGUUCGGAAUGUGGGAAGUGUUUCAGACAAAAGUCGGAUUUUGCCAAACACAAGAGGUCCCACACAUCCGAGAAGCUCUUUUCCUGUUCGGAGUGUGGGAAAAGAUAUUUUUGGAAAAACCAACUUAUUAGACACCAGAGGGGCCACACGGGGGAAAAGCCAUUUUCCUGCGUGGAGUGCGGCAAAUGUUUUUUAGAAAGGUGGCUCCUAGUAAACCACGAGAGAGCUCUCAGGUCCGAGAAACCAUUCUCCUGUUCUGAAUGUGGAGAAUGUUUUUCCCGGAGAGGACACCUCAUCUCACACCUGAGGUCCCACACGGGGGAGAAGCCAUAUUUGUGUUCUGAAUGCGGCAAAUGUUUCAGUGGACGGCCCAAUCUGGUUGCUCAUCAAAGAAUACACACGGGAGACCGUCCAUUUUUAUGCACCGAGUGCGGCAAAUGUUUUUCUGAUAAAUCCAACCUAGCCGCCCAUCAGAGAAUCCACACCGGCAAUCGCACUUACUCCUGUUCCGAGUGCGGGAGGGGCUUCGCGCAAAGGUCAAAUCUGGUUAGACAUGAGAGAGUCCACACCGGUGUUCAACCAUUUUCCUGCUCUGAAUGUGGGAGAAACUUCUCAGAGAAAGCAAAGCUCACCAAGCAUCAGAAAACUCACAAAGCAGACAAGCCAUAUUCGUGCUCGGAGUGCGGGAAAGCUUUCAUUCAAAAAUGUCUUCUCCGGAGACACGAAGCAAGGCACGGCAACGAUAAGCCCUUUUCCUGUACCGAAUGCGGGAAAUGUUUUGUGCAGAAAUCAGAAUUUGUCCGGCACGAGAGGACGCAUACGGGCGAGAAGCCAUUUUCAUGUUCUGAAUGCGGGAAAAGUUUUUCCCGGAAGCAUACCCUCAUCACCCACGAGAAAGUUCACACGGGGGAGAAACCCUUUUCAUGUUCGGAUUGCGGGAAGAGCUUCAGCGAGAAAUCAAACCUCGUGCUCCACAAGCGGACUCACACGGACGAGAAACCGUUUUCCUGUUCCGAAUGUGGCAAAUGCUUCACCCAGAGGGGAAAUCUGAUUUCACACCAGCGAUCCCACACGGGAGAGAAGCCGUUUGCGUGCGACGAAUGCGGCAAAUUCUUUACUUGGAAGAAACAGCUGAUCACGCAUCAGAGGAGCCACACGGGGGAGAAGCCUUAUUCCUGCUCGGAAUGUAAAAAGUGUUUUACAGAAAAAUCGAACCUCGCCAUCCACCAGAGAAUUCAUCGGGCCGAGAAGCCGUUCUCAUGCACGGAAUGUGGAAGCCGCUUUAGCGACAGAACCAAACUCGCCAACCAUCAGAGGACUCACACGGGGGAAAAGCCGUUUUCUUGCGUCAAAUGCGGCAGGUGUUUCUCCCAGAAGACAUCGCUUAUUAGGCACGAGAAGGUCCACACGGGCGAGAAGCCGUAUUCUUGUUCGGAAUGCGAGAAGUGUUUUACCGACAGAUCGCACCUUGUCAUGCAUCACAGAGUCCAUACCGGCGACCGCCCCUAUUCGUGCUCCCAGUGUGGGAGGGCCUUCACGCAGAAAUCAGAUCUGGUCAGGCACGAGAAAGUCCACACCGGUGAUCGUCCGUAUGCCUGCUCUGAAUGUGGGAAGUGUUUUACCAACAGGACUUAUCUCGUCACACAUCACAGAGUCCAUACGGGGGAUCGGCCAUAUUCCUGCCAUGAGUGCGGGAGAGGCUUUAUGCAGAAAUCAGAUCUGGUUAGACAUGAAAGAAGUCACACAGGGGAUAAGCCAUUCUCAUGUUCCAUCUGUGGCAAAUGUUUUAUCCAGAAGUCGUGUCUCAUCCGCCAUCAGACAACCCACAAAGGGGAGAAGCCGUUCGCAUGUUACCAAUGUGGGAAAUGCUUUACUAGAAAGUCCGGUCUGGCGGGGCAUCAGAUGACUCAUACGGGAGAGAAGCCGUAUUCUUGCCCAGAGUGUGGGAAAGGUUUCUCUCAUAAAUCCCAGCUGCGAAUGCAUCAAAAAAUCCACACCGGCGAUUUGCAGUUUUCCUGUUCCGAAUGUGGAAAGCGUUUCGUGCAGAAGUCGCAGCUUGUCCGACAUCACUUAACACACACAGGGGAGAAGCCAUUUUCAUGCUCAGAAUGUGGAAAGUGCUUUCUGCUGAAACAGAGUCUUGCCAAACAUCACAUGACACACACCGGGGAAAAGCCAUAUGCGUGCCCUGAGUGCGGGAAGAGUUUCAUCUUGAAGCAAACUCUUGCCAAACAUUGUCUGACUCACACCGGGGUGAAGCCAUAUUCCUGCUCUGUAUGCGGGAAGCGGUUUACAGGGAGGAGUAAUCUUUCUAAUCAUCAGAGGCUUCACACAGCUGACAAGACUUUUUCCUGUGCUGAGUGUGGGAAAUGUUUCACUAGGAGGGACUGCCUUAUUUCACAUCAGAGGACUCACUCAGGGGAGAAGCCUUACUCAUGUUCACAAUGUGGCGAAUGUUAUUCCCAUAAAUCGUGUCUUAUGAGGCACGAGAAAGUUCACAGAGGGGAGAAGCCAUAUUCGUGUUCUGAAUGCGGGAAGAGUUUCACAGAGAAAGCCAGACUUGUCUCGCACCUGAGAGUACACACCGGGGAGCGCCCCUAUUCUUGCACCGUAUGCGGCAGAGGCUUUAAAGAACGAUCUGUCUUAAUUAGACAUAUGAGGGUCCACACGGGAGAUCAACAUAAGAAAUAUCACUGUCCUGAUUGUGGGAAAGGCUUCACGGAACGGUCAAACCUUUCCAAGCACAAAAAGACGCACACAGCGGAGAAGCCGUUUUCCUGUUCGGAGUGCGGGAAGGCCUUUAUCCAGAGAGCCCACCUCAUUACACACCAGAGCACCCACACAGGGGAAAAGCCCUAUUCCUGUUCUGAAUGUGGAAAAUGUUUUUCCCGGAAGUUCACUCUCAUUAGGCACGAACGAGUCCACACGGGUGACAAACCGUUCUCGUGCGAAGAGUGUGGGAAGUCGUUUAUCGAAAAAUCGCACCUCGCUUACCACGAGAAGUCUCACACAGCCGAGAAGCCAUUUUCCUGCCUCGUGUGUGGGAAAGGCUUCAUCCUAAGAGCCCACCUUAGGUCGCACGAAAGGACUCACACCGGCGAGAAACCAUGUACCUGCUCAGAGUGCGGGAAGGGCUUCAGGCAGAAGUCGGAACUGGCUAGGCACCGGAGGAUCCACACGGCCGAGAAGCCAUUCUCGUGCGCAGAGUGCGGCAAGUGUUACGCUUGGAGGGACUUGCUUAUCAAACACCAGAAGAGUCACACGGGGGAAAAGCCCUAUGCCUGCGCCGAGUGCGGGAAAUUCUUUGCGGAAAAGAAGCUCCUUUCCAUACACGAGAGGGUCCAUACAGGGAUCAAGCCGUAUCCUUGCUCUGAAUGCGGCGAACGUUUCACGCAGAGAGGCCACCUCCUCUCGCACCAGAAGACUCACACAGACGAAAAGCCUUUUUUCUGCUCGGAAUGCGGGAAAGGUUUUUCUCAGAAGCCCUAUCUCAUUGUGCACCAGAGGACGCACACGGAUGAGAAGCCGUACGUGUGUUCAGAGUGCGGGAGAGAUUUUUCCCGGAGGGGCAGCCUCAUCUCACACCAGAUGGCUCACACCGGGGAGAGGCCAUACUUGUGUUCUGAGUGCGGAAAACGCUUUUCAAAAAAGUCCUCGCUGAUGUCGCACCUCAGCUUUCACCGAGAACGACAGAUUCCGCCGCCUGGGAGUGAUACAGUGAUUGAGCAUGAGCAGCCAAUCACCAGGCCAGAACACUGUCACAUGGGGACGGUCAAUGAACCGGGACAGGGAGCUUAUAGACUCAUCACUAUUAUGGUUGAAGAGAGUGGGGUGACAACCCUGCUGCUCCAUAGAAACAGUGCAGUGAGCGUUGUCACCAUAGGACAGAAAGUGUCUUACUUGCAAGAAGAUUUGCUGUAUGGGCAGCUGUGUGAUUUGGGUGAAGGCCUGACAGUUGUUAAAGUUGAAGAUAAAGACUUGUUCUUUGAGGGAGAUGAGUCGUGUGAGGAGCAGGAGAUCUUUCCAGAGAUCAGCACAGACCCCGGAGACACCAGAGACACUCGGAGAGACGUCAAAGCUGAGAAGGAGGAAGAUGGACAUGUGAGGAUCAAAGAGGAGGAAGUUCCUGUAGAGAUCUGCACAGGUGGAACCGGUAACGGAAAUACACCAGAGAGAUGUCUCAGUCCUCCUCAUUCCCCGGAGAGAAAUCACAAGCUCAUGCUGGAUUACGUGGAUGAAGAUAUGAUGAAAGGUGGAGAGGAAAAAGAAGAACCGGAUGUGAACGGUGACGAGCCGUGUAGGGAGGAGGAAAUCUCCCCAGAGAUCAGCACAGAUGGACGGUACAGAAGAUACAGUAUGGAUCAAAGUUCUUAUACCUCUCCAGGUGAGACAGAAGAUGGCGCCGCCUCUGAUUCAUCAGAGGAGAACCCCAUCACUCCAGACCUUCAUCCAGCACUGCCCUCUGAUUCCACCACACACGGAGGUUACUCUCUGGUUCCGUCACCUCCUCUGUCCUACCAUACAGUUCUUAUUGGGGAUGAAAGCUUUCCAUGUUCGGAGUGCGGGAAAUCAUUCAACCAAAAAGCAGAGUUCAUUAAGCACUGCAAAGCUCACACGGUGGAGAAGCCCUAUUCCUGCUCCAAGUGUGGGAAGUGCUUCACCCAGAAAUCAGGCCUGGUCCGUCAUCAAAGGACCCACACGGGGGAGAAGCCGUUCUCGUGUUCCGAAUGCGGGAAGUGUUUUUCCUGGAAAUCCUCCCUCAUCAUACACGAGAAGGUUCACACGGGGGAGAAGCCUUAUUCGUGCUCGGAGUGUGGGAAAUGCUUCAGCGAAAGAUCCAACCUGCUCAACCACGAGAGGACCCACACUUCCGAGAAGCCGUUCUACUGCACUGAGUGCGGAGAGUGUUUCACCCGCAGGGAAACCCUGAUCUCGCACCAGCGUUCUCACUCGGGGGAGAAGCCGUAUUCCUGCUCUGAAUGUGGCAAACGCUUCUCCUGGAAGUACCAGUUCCUCAGGCACGAGAGGAGCCACCGUGGGGAGAAGCCGUAUUCCUGUUCGGAAUGCGGGAAAUGCUUUACGGAACGGUCCAACCUUUUCCUACAUCAGAAGAUUCACGCCAGCGAUCGGCCGUAUCCGUGUCCCGAAUGCGGGAGAGGUUUCACCAACAAGUCGGCUCUGGUUAGACAUCAGAAGUCCCACACAGGGGAGAAGCCGUACUCCUGCUUUCAGUGCGGUCAGUGUUUUAUCUACAAGUCGAGUCUGAUUCGGCACGAGAGGGUCCACACCGGCGAUAAUCCGUAUUCGUGUCCCGAGUGUGGCAAGGGCUUUAAGAACAAAUCAAACCUGGUCAGGCAUGAGAAGGCCCACACCGGCGACCGGCCAUACUCGUGCUCGGAAUGUGGAAGAGGUUUCAUCAAUAAAUCGGAUCUGGUGGUCCACGAGAGGGUCCACACGGGCGAUAAGCCGUAUCCGUGUUCCGAAUGCUGCGGCAAAUGUUUUACCCAAAACUCAAAUCUGUUACUGCACCAGAGAAUUCACUUCCGGACAAAACCUUACGAGUGCUCAGCCUGUGGGAAGUGCUUCGCCCAGAAGUCCCACCUCUUCACCCAUCUAAGGGUUCAUACAGGGGAGAAGCCCUAUCCCUGUUCGCUGUGCGGGAAGUGUUUCCGGGACAAAGCCAAUCUUCUUAGACACGGAAGGAUCCACAGGGAGGAUAAGCCCUAUUCAUGUCACGUGUGCGGGAGGUGCUUUAAAGAUAAGUCCAAUCUCUCGAAACACCACAGGACUCACACAGGGGAGAAGCCCUAUUCCUGCUUCGAGUGUGGGAAAUGUUUCACAAGGAACAGCCACCUUGUUGCCCAUCAGAGGAGUCACCUGAGAGCAAAGACUUCGGGUUCAGGAUGGGGCACUUCCAGAUCAUAG
Nanorana parkeri is the source of this 6612-nucleotide messenger RNA. Its product is annotated as zinc finger protein 208-like. The transcript has 14 exons. NCBI's taxonomy places the organism in Eukaryota, Metazoa, Chordata, Amphibia, Anura, Dicroglossidae. The record is from RefSeq and is a predicted model, not a curated record. Gene Ontology annotation, molecular function: RNA polymerase II cis-regulatory region sequence-specific DNA binding; DNA-binding transcription factor activity, RNA polymerase II-specific. Gene Ontology annotation, biological process: regulation of transcription by RNA polymerase II. Bases 1 to 6612 code for a protein of 2203 amino acids.